This is a messenger RNA of Brassica rapa (field mustard), 1333 nucleotides long. Its product is annotated as 50S ribosomal protein L4. Lineage: Eukaryota; Viridiplantae; Streptophyta; Magnoliopsida; Brassicales; Brassicaceae. Gene Ontology annotation, biological process: translation. Gene Ontology annotation, molecular function: structural constituent of ribosome. The record is from RefSeq and is a predicted model, not a curated record. Gene Ontology annotation, cellular component: ribosome.
CUUGACGAGACGCUCAUUUAGCAACAUAUUAUGGGCUUUAACCUUAUUCAUCUAAUAAAGUUGAAGGCCCAAUAAAUAGAUCCGACCCGACCCAAAACGCAUGUAAACCUCCCCCGAGUCUUAAAACCUUGAGAGUCGCCGUUUUACUUCUUCGUCGUCAAUCAUCGCCGCUCCUGAUGAGCAUUUAGGGUUUCUUCAAUUGGUUGAAAGGAUAUGGCUGCUUCACUCUCAAGAAGAGUUCUGCGCACUUUUGGAUCUUUCACAGCUUUAGGACGCAGCAACGCCACCAACGCGUUUGGAAAUGGCUUAAGCUCUCUUCCCAGUGAUCUCAAGUGUGGAAUGGGUUUACUUUCCAACCGAAAGCUCUCCACUUCUAUUUUGACUCCUGACGAUUCAUUUCCUCGUGAUUUACUUUCCCAAAAGACCGUCAUUACACCAGACCGAACCAUAGGACAAUACCAAGACUUGGUCAUUCCCGUGACUAAUUUUCAGAACGAAGACAAGGGUUUCAUGGUUUUAGCUGGUGAUGUCUUUGAUGUUCCUGUAAGGAAAGAUAUCAUUCACCACGUCGUCAGAUGGCAGCUUGCCAAACGCCAGCAGGGAACUCACUCGACCAAAACAAUAAGUGAGGUUAGCGGAACUGGUAGAAAGCCAUGGAACCAGAAGGGUACAGGUCGGGCUAGACAUGGUACACUUCGUGGCCCUCAGUUCCGAGGUGGUUGUGUGAUGCACGGGCCCAGACCAAGAAGCCAUGCGAUAAAGAUGAAUAAACAGGUUCGAAGACUUGGUCUGAAGAUAGCACUCACAGCUAGAGCUGCAGAAGGAAAACUCCUUGUGUUUGAUGAUUUGGCCUUGCCAACGCACAAGACAAAGAACAUUGUGAACUAUUACAAUCAAAUGGAGAACACGAAGAAAGUGCUCGUUGUAGAAGGCGGUCCUAUCGAUGAGAAGCUGAAGCUAGCCACCCAAAAUCUCCACUAUGUCAACAUACUCCCAUCAAUAGGGCUUAACGUUUACAGCAUUUUGCUCCACGACACGCUUGUGAUGUCCCGUGAUGCUGUGAAUAAGAUCGUUGAGCGUAUGCACACUCCCAUCAACCGUUAAAGAGACAACAAUGUUUUAAAAUAGCAUUCUCAAUAAGCAACUUGAUCACAAUGAAGACAGUUCCGCAUGUAGUUUCUGUACGGUCAAUUCAUAUCGGUUAUUAUGUAUUGGUAUUUUGGUCCAUGUCUUGACCGGUUCGUUAUUUGCUAGCUUUUCGGUUUGGUUUUGCAAAUCUCGAUUGCCAAAAGAUUUGAAUGAUACUAUUUAUCUGUUUCUAGACAUUCUGUCA